Molecule: messenger RNA, 1721 nt
Organism: Medicago truncatula (barrel medic)
Lineage: Eukaryota; Viridiplantae; Streptophyta; Magnoliopsida; Fabales; Fabaceae
Product: transcription factor TGA2.3
Exons: 11
Coding region: 164-1558 (464 amino acids)
Biological process (GO): DNA-templated transcription; regulation of DNA-templated transcription
Molecular function (GO): sequence-specific DNA binding; DNA-binding transcription factor activity
Source: RefSeq, a predicted model, not a curated record
UCUUCUUUAAGAUACAUUAAGAUUUUCCUUCACUUCUCAUAAAUCUUCUGAUUCUUCUCUCUUGGUUUUGCUGCUUUGGUAAAGACAGAAACAAGAACCUCUCUUACAUUAUGUGUGUUAUGUUUUAGUACACAAACAUUCUUAACACACAUUAUCAAUAGUUAUGCAAAGCUUCAAAACAGCUCAAUCAAACUCUCAACUCUAUUGCCACCAACCCUUCUUGCUUAGAGGAGAAGACAUAAACAGAAACACAAUGCGUUUUUCUGAUAUUGGAGACUUUCAUCAUUCUUCUCCUUUCUUUCCACAACAAGAUGUUGUUGAUUUAACUUCAAAUUGUAUGUUUAGUAGUGUAAAGUCGAACAAUGUUGUUAUAGGUGGUAGUAACAUGCAGUAUGGGACAACAAUCAACAUGAAUGUUGGGUCUGCAGAGAUUGCUUCAAAUGGUGCAGGGUGUUCGGAUGCAGGGCUGCAGCAGCACCAGCAGCAGCACCAACUGAUGUACAACAAGGGAAUAGCUUCCUUGCCUUUGGGGAAUUGUCAUGUUGAGAAUUGGGCUGAUUCUGGCGUGGCUGAUAAUAAUAGCCAACAGACUGAUGAUACUUCCACUGAUAUUGAUAUCGAUACCGAUGAUAAACACCAAUCCAAUGGAGGAAACGCUCACUCUAAUAAUCAGACCAAGUUCAGAGCUGAAGAUCACAAGACCCUUCGCAGACUUGCUCAGAAUCGCGAGGCGGCAAGGAAAAGCCGGUUACGGAAGAAGGCAUAUGUACAGCAGCUGGAGAGCAGUCGAGUCAAGCUUAUGCAAUUAGAGCAAGAGCUUCAACGAGUACGUGAACAGGGCAUGUUUAUUGCAAAUCCUGGAGAUCAAGGUCAUUCGUCUGUUGGAAAUGGUGCUCUAGCAUUUGACAUGGAAUACACCCAUUGGGUUGACGAGCAUCAACGUAUGCUCAAUGAUCUAAGAUCGGCGUUAAAUUCUCAAAUGGGUGAUAAUGAAUUGCAUCUGCUUGUCGAUGGUGUUAUGUCACAUCAUAAUGAGUUAUUUAGGUUAAAGAGCAUAGGGGCAAAGACUGAUGUAUUUCACAUGCUCUAUGGGUUGUGGAAGACACCAGUAGAAAGAUUUUUUAUUUGGCAUGGUGCAUUUCGUUCAUCUGAAAUUCUCAAGAUAGUAAAGAACCACCUCGAGCCGUUAACUGAAAAUCAGUUGAUGGGAAUUUGUAGUCUUCAGCAGUCUACUCAGCAGGCUGAGGAUGCUUUAUCUCACGGCAUGGAAGCAUUGAAACAAUCUCUUUUAGAAACACUUUCCUCUACCCCCUCAGUAUCCGGUACAGGUUCUGGAAAUGUAUCUGAUUACAUGGGCCAGAUGGCAUUUGCAAUGAACAAGCUUGCAUCCCUAGAGGAUUUUCUUCAUAAGGCUGACCUCUUGAAGCAAGAAACUCUGCAACAGUUGCAAAGAAUUUUGACGACACGUCAGACUGCAAGGGCUCUCCUUGUCAGAAAUGAUUACAUUUCAAGACUACGAGCACUUAGUUCGUUAUGGUUGGCACGCCCAAGGGAGUAGCGGUGGACUUACAUUAUUAAUAUAAUCAUCAAGAUCUAGCUAUGGUGCAUUUUCUAUGUUUCCUCCAUAUUAAUUGGUUGUUUAUGUUAACUUUGUGAUAGAAACUCAGUCAUUAAUAAUCUGUUAUAAUCUCUUAUACUGAGAAGAAACCUUAUCACUGGUA